CCUGGGGCAACGAGGUUUCAUGAGAUUCAGAAACUGUGGGGAGACAGGACUGGCUCUGCUCCGGCUGCGAAAAAGAGUGGAGAUGUCAUGUCCAUGUCAGUCGACUCACUUCCCAUGAAAGAAGCCUCGUCUAUUGGAAUACUUCGAAAGGGGUUCCAGGAAACCGAAUCCCAUCACAUGAACGGAGCCCAAGAAAACGCCCUCGGGGAAAUCCAAGAAGCCUCAGUCGGCGAACUCAAGAGCGAAAUCCGAACCCUGAAAGGUGCCCUUAAAGAGAAGGACUUCAAGAUCCACAGCUUGGAACGAGAAGUGACCGAGUUGAAGAAGAGACUGGAUCAGGUUCAAGUCCAAUUUGCCCAACAACGGAACAAGUCGUCGAGCGACAAUGAUCACGAUAGCAUCAUGGAAACUGCCUAACGCGCAAAAAAAAAAAAACCCAAUUUAAAUAUUUACCAUUCCUAUAGCCCCCCGAAUUUUUGACUAUCAUUCCGAUU
Messenger RNA from Notodromas monacha, 494 nucleotides. The record is from the annotation of a GenBank genome assembly. NCBI's taxonomy places the organism in Eukaryota, Metazoa, Arthropoda, Ostracoda, Podocopida, Cyprididae.